CUGCCAAUGUUGGCUUCAGGAUUCUCCAUUGAUUUUUUUUAUUCAAUUUGAUUUCCUUUCCCUUUCAGUUGUUAGUUAGAUCUAUAGCACUUCGUAAUGAGAAUGAGAAUUCGAUUCAGACAUCUUCUUCAAAUUUUCAUUUGAAAACAGUCAUAUUAAGGUCGCAUAGCGGAGUGGAUAUCGCGUUAGACUCCGAAUCUAAAGAUAUGAACUCAGUUGCGAGACGCAUAUCGAGCUUAUUCAGGCAGUCAGGUUACGGAACUGAGCCUCUUACUGCUCAGCUUCAGCAAAGCAGAGGCAUACGAGUGCAGGUGUAUAAUGGAAAUCUGGAAGGGGCAUUGGCAUUGAUGCAACGUAAGAUGACAUCGAGUGGGAUCGAGAGGAUGAUAAAGAUUGAACAGAGGUUUCAUAUAAAAAACUCAGAGAAGCGCGUGUUGGCACAAAAGAAUUUGCAGCGUAGGCUUCGAUCACAGGAUCUUGCUAGGAAACUCAAGGCUAUUAUGAUCAAGAAAGUCAGGGGUCUUUGAAAACGUUCCACUGCCAUUGAGAAAAAAGUGGCUGGUGGAAGUUGCAGUUAUGCAGUAAUUUUGAAGGUGACGACAGUAGUUGAAACACAUUUUCUCAAAUUGUUCUGGAGUAAUAUGUAUUUUGGCAGAAAUAGUUUUAUGUAUUAGACGCAUCACCACAGUGUUCUUCAUAAUUGGUUAAAUCUAAAGCACUUUGCUGAUGAGAAUGAGAAUUGGAUUCAAACAUCUUCAAAUUUUCAUUUGAAAACAAUCAUAUUAUGGUCGCAUAGCGGACUGUAUAUCGCGUUAGACUCUGAAUCUAAAGGUCGUGAGUUCAAUUCCCACUGCAAUCAUAUUAUAAUUUUAUGUUUUCCAUUUUGUUUUGAUUUUUUGGAAUGUUAAAAUAGCAGUAAUUUAGAGCUAUUUUGUGUGUUCAAUAAAUGAUGUAUGUCCUUGUAGGCACAUGAUAAAUUUUUUGUUAUUUAUCA
Molecule: messenger RNA, 994 nt
Organism: Vicia villosa (hairy vetch)
Lineage: Eukaryota; Viridiplantae; Streptophyta; Magnoliopsida; Fabales; Fabaceae
Exons: 3
Coding region: 207-527 (106 amino acids)
Biological process (GO): translation
Cellular component (GO): ribosome
Molecular function (GO): structural constituent of ribosome
Source: RefSeq, a predicted model, not a curated record